GGGAGUUCUUUCCCUCCAAAUUAAGCUCACAGCAAUAUUGCUGAAGUAGCGACAUUUUGGUGGCCUCACUCUUAGUACUUAUGCUUUAUCUGUCGGUUUACAUGUUGGUCCGUUCGGCAAUGAUGUGUAACAGAGUAGCAGGUGUGAAUGGUUUGGGGGGCAAUAUUAAGGUAUUGCAGCCACCAUUGAUACUUGUGGGCCUUAAUACCUGAGCCAACACAAUAUAUCACCAUUUAUACUUGUAAUUGCAACAUUGUUGCUUUUACUCACAUUCUGUUGGAUGCCAUUUCACCUCUCUAACUGUUCACUACUGCAUCUCUUCUUCCAACCUGCAGUGAUGUGGUUAGAACACUGCUACCCAAGGUGAGUUCUUUCUUCUCCUACAUCUAAAUGUAUAUGUGGGUCAUAUCGGCAAUGAAUUCGGCAAUGAUGAUAAAAGACUAGCAGACUUGAAUGGAUUGGGCGGCGAUUCGUAAGGUGUUGCAUCCACCAUUCAUGCUUGUGGGCCUUAAUACCUGAGCCAACACAAUAUGUGACCAUCUAUACUUGUACUUGCAACAUUGUUGCUUUUACUCACAUUCUGUUGGAUGCCAUUUCACCUCGAUCUCCAACUGUUCACUGCUUCAUUUCUUCUUCCAACCUGCAGUAAUGUGGUUAGUUCAGUGCCGCCCAAGGUAAGUUGUUUCUUCUCCCAGAUCAUAUUCUACAUGUGGUCAUAUUGGCAAUGAAUUCGGCAAUGAUGAUAAAAGACUAGCAGGCUUGAAUGGAUUGGGCGGCGAUUCGUAAGGUAUUGCAUCCACAUUCAUGGUUGUGGGUCUUAAAACCUGAGCCAACACAAAGUAUCACCAUUUAUACUUUGUUUCAGCUUUGAUUCAUAUAUGGAAUUUCAGCUGUAAGGCAGUAAUUUGCUUACUUGACUAUUUGCAAUACUGUCACUUAUAAUCUUGUGCACCUGAUUCUUGCUUCAGCUUCACAUCUUCUUUACCCUUUUUUCUUUUCUUGCAUCCUUCUUUCUCCUUUUGGCGAUGCUGAUAUCUAACCAAAUAGGUGUGCAAGGUUGGGAGGCAUGGUUAAAGACCAUGCAGCCACCUGCAUAUUUUUCUACCUUACUACCUGAGCCAUUAUAAAUUAAUCUAUAACUAUAAUUGUGUUAUGAAUGUUUUCUUUUGUUCAUUUGCAGUCAUGGCUGGUGCAAUCUUUCGUCAAGCUUUUUCUUCACCACUUGUUGCCGAUCUCAUGACAUUCUUAGAAGAGGAAGAGGACUAUUGGGAAGAAGUCCAUGCGUUACUUAUCGAAGAAGGGGACUUCUCAUUCCGCAGCACAAUUUAUAAGCAGCCUUGUCGAACACGGCCGUUCACUGGUCAUCAGUUAAUUCAUGACAUAUUGAGUGGACAUCCUGAUAGAGGAUACCAACAUUUUAGGAUGACUACCACAAUGUUUAUAAGACUUCGAGAUGAAUUAGUUGCGAGGGGAUUUAUACAAAGCACUAGGCAUUUAACUGCUAAUGAGCAACUUGGUAUAUUUUUAUUUGGUAUAGGUCAUGGCGUAGCCAACAGAGUUUUAGCUGAAACUUUUCAACAUUCAGGAGAAACGAUUAGUAGGCAUUUUAAUAAUGUACUGCGAGGUGUGGUAGAACUUAGACAUGAGUACAUCCAACCACCGGCAUCUAAUGUUGGUGUACACCCAAGAAUAAAAGAUAAUCCGAUUUUUCAUCCAUUCAAGAAUGCAAUUGGUGCAGUAGAUGGAACACACAUUCCGGUGGUUGUACGAAAGGCUAAGCAACCAAGAUAUCGUUGCCGAAAAGGUUUUACAUCUCACAACAUGAUGGCAGCAUGUUCUUUCGACCAUCAAUUUUUAUUUGUAUGCACCGGGUGGGAGGGUUCUGCAGCUGAUAUGAGGGUGUUGCGAUGGUGUUGCGAGAGCGGCGGUUUCACAGUACCGGGAGGAAAAUUUUAUUUAGUCGAUUCAGGCUAUGCGAACACUGACCGCUUCCUCGCUCCCUAUCGAGGCGAGCGAUACCACUUGAGCCAAUUUGAUGUAAACGCACAGGCACGAAGGCAUCGAGGACCUCGAGAUUUAUAUAAUCAUCGUCACGCUCAAUUGAGAAAUGUAGUUGAGAAAGCCUUUGGGAUCCUAAAGCGACGGUUCAAGGUGCUGCGACAAGCUACACCCUUUCCUUACAAAGUACAGUGCCGCAUUGCCCUUGCCUGUUGUGUGAUACACAAUUUCAUAAAGAGGCAUCAAGGGACCGAUAGAUACUUCAACAUGCAAACGGACCAAUUUCCUACAGACGACCAAAAUGAUGACUCGAUACCUCCUAUUGGCCCAGAUGAGUCUCGGCGAGGUGACGCCCUUCGCACUAUGAUCACAGAGCAAUUGUGGAACAAUAGAUAGGAGGCUAUAUUAGAAAUGAUGUAAUCUUUAUAAAUUUGUGUGAACAUGCUUUGUAAUUUGCUUUAUUUAGUUAUGUAUCUUGCCUUCACCUUGAACCUUCACUAAUUGGUGUUUGAAAAUUUUUCGUAACCGGAUGUUUUUUAACUAUUUGCAUUGUUACUUGCAAUCUGAAUUGCUUAAAUUUGAAAAAAUAGUUGAUAAUUGUA
Molecule: messenger RNA, 2600 nt
Organism: Ananas comosus (pineapple)
Lineage: Eukaryota; Viridiplantae; Streptophyta; Magnoliopsida; Poales; Bromeliaceae
Exons: 4
Coding region: 1153-2394 (413 amino acids)
Source: RefSeq, a predicted model, not a curated record